Megalobrama amblycephala (Wuchang bream) is the source of this 4194-nucleotide messenger RNA. RefSeq names its product pleckstrin homology domain containing, family F (with FYVE domain) member 2 (gene plekhf2). NCBI's taxonomy places the organism in Eukaryota, Metazoa, Chordata, Actinopteri, Cypriniformes, Xenocyprididae. Gene Ontology annotation, molecular function: phosphatidylinositol binding; metal ion binding. The coding region runs from base 1191 to 1907 and encodes 238 amino acids. The record is from RefSeq and is a predicted model, not a curated record. The transcript is spliced from 3 exons.
GCUUAUUCAUAACCUUGAGGCUAACAUAUUAAUACUUAAAGCUAUAAAAUUUAAAUUUGUAGUGUAGUCAAAGAUUAUAGAUAUAGAAAUAGAAUGGCGGUUCACUCAUAUUAGUUAUGAAUGGGAGAAACUGCAGUGCGCAAUAUGGCGGAAUAUGUCCAGCCUUCUAAGUAACAGAGCCUGAAAAAGUGAUUGUGUCACUGCAUCUGCCGUUAGAAGCUCCAGUUCCCAUAAAAACUUGAGACUCGUGCUUAGGACUACACAUGCGCAUUGGCUCGCCUAGCCUGAAAAAUUUGCUUUUUUAUCAAUGUUUGAGCAUAAGAAACAACAUAUGGGAUAGUUAAUGUCAGAUUUGUUUGCUGAUUUGAAAUAUAUUAUUUAAUUGUGAGUUCGGCAAGCAGUUUUGAGAUUUCAGGAUUCCCUCAUUCAAAUGGAUAGGACUUGGUCUUGAAUGCCUGAAAUAGCUGCCUGGAGGUGUUGCAAAUAUGACCACAGAGUGAACAGAUUUUCCUUGAAAGGGACUUCUCAGGGACUAUCUCAAAACAUCUGCUAUAUCGUUCUUCUCAGGAUUUCACGUGGAACGUGCCUUUUUUUUUGUGCAGUAUGCAUUUCUGUUGCAGUUUUUCUAAGGCUGAUUUCAGGUAAAAUUAGGCUUUACACAGCAAUUCCCAAUCCUGAUUUGUUACUAUUUCUUUGGACUUGGAUGAAGAAUUUAUAUGCUUGACAUUCUCAUGUGCUGGCAAGAGGGUGUCACUUGCAAAUGCCUGAAAGAAAGAAGCUUUAGCUGCUUAAUGUGUCAUUGCUAAGAGUGUUCAUCAUUGACCUUUAUGUCACUCAGCAACAAGAGAGCAAACCUUUUAAAAGGCAGCUAUUAAGACGCUUUGUGCUUCUCAGUUUUAAACCAGAGGCCGGUUUAGGGAAGAGUGGGUGUUAGGAGCACAUGACAAAUUUUUUGCAUUUUUUUUUUUUUUUUUCUCUGUAGAACACAAAAGAUAAAUUUUGUCCAUACCAUGAAAGUCAGUGGAGUUCAAAGUUGUUUGUAGUGUAUGGACCAAAAAUAUCUUUGUUCCUUUUGCAGAAGAAAGAAAGUCAUACAGGUUUGGAACGACAUGAGGUACAUUUUUGUUUGGCUUUGUGGGCAGAGUUUCCCUACAUCUGUAGUAUUGCCAUAACAUUAUGGCAUCUGAAAGAUGGUGGACCGCCUGGCAAACAGUGAGGCCAACUCUAAGCGCAUCGGGUUUGUGGAAGCAUGCUUUGGCACAGCAGGUCAACCGCUGGCCAUCCCAGGUCGAGUGCUCAUCGGAGAGGGUGUUCUCACAAAGCUGUGCCGCAAAAAACCCAAAGCCCGGCAGUUCUUCCUCUUCAAUGACAUCCUGGUGUAUGGCAACAUCGUCAUCCUGAAGAAGAAAUACAAUAAGCAGCACAUCAUCCCUCUGGAGAGCGUCACCAUAGACACUGUGGAGGAUGAGGGCGAACUGCGCAAUGGCUGGCUCAUUAAAACGCCCACCAAAUCCUUCGCCGUCUAUGCUGCAACAGCAACGGAGAAGUCCGAGUGGAUGAGCCACAUCAGCAAGUGUGUUUCGGACCUGCUGGAAAAAAGCGGAAAAUCUCCCACCGGCGAGCACGCAGCGGUCUGGGUGCCCGACUCGGAGGCGACCGUGUGCAUGCGCUGCCAGAAGAUGAAAUUCACCCCCGUCAACCGCCGCCACCACUGCCGGAAGUGCGGCUUUGUCGUGUGCGGCCCCUGUUCAGAGAAGAAGUUCCUGCUGCCCAGUCAGUCAUCCAAACCGGUGCGCGUGUGCGAGUUCUGUUACAAGCAGCUCUCCACGGGCGCCACCCUUCCACCCAACUCGGAGUUUUCCGGCAACAUGUCGGAUGACGACGAUGAAGACGACAGCAGUGACUAAGGGUCACUUUUAGGAAUAUUGACAAUUGACAGAUAAUAUCUUGAUAUUUUAGUCUCUCUAAUUUUCAUUCAGGGUUUGCAAAGGUUCCUUUCGCAAUAACACUUACCUAAAACAAAUAAAGGCCCUGCACACAUGAACAAAAGGUUUGAUGGGAAAUGUUCCUGCGUAUUCAUGAACACUACUUGCCUGCUCGCUCUACUUUCACAUUAAUUUCACUCUCAUAGACCAUUUUAACCUCUUUCAUUUAGAUUCUUUUGUUUGGCAAUGGUGCUCUUUCAUCAACUUUCCUUCCUUUUUGCUACCUUAUUCUUUCUGCUACUAUGCUGCUAUUCGCUGGAACAGAGAAUGUUGGGUAAUGUGAUUGCGGGCUGUUCCUAGGCAUACACUCCCUCAGGUGAAACUGUGUAGUGCAUUAUAACUAGGUUUUAAACAAGGAGCUGCAUUUAAUGCUUUGAACAACUAACCACUAACAAACCAUGAAAGUAUGUUCGGGUGAAGGUCUUCUGUUUCUCACUUUAGUCAGUGUCUAGUAAUUGCAAAUGACAAAUCAAAUAGAUGCUACUAAGCUUGUAAAUGUGUAUAUAGUACUGUGGUGUAGAAAGUCUAUUGCAUAAUUCAUCUGACAAAGUCGUCGCUGCCUCAGUGCCUUAUUUAUCCUCAGGAAGUAGAUCCUGGAAGCGAGAAAAUAUUUAGACUACAGUUUGACUUGGGUCGAUUCUUUUACUUUCAGACACCUGCCGCCUUUUGAUACCACACCACAUGACAUAUCCUGUUUAGAGGCAUUCAGUGACCAUAUGAGUGAAGUUAUGAUCAAAACUAGACCGACAGUCCAGUCCAAAUCAUUGUAUUAUCCAAAUAGCUUUUAGACCAAUGAUCCCAUUUGAAGCACGAUUCCAGUAUAUUGCAUCUGUACUCCACAUGUCCUAAACUACACUGGUGUCUCUCUCCAGCCCUGACUUUAACUCUAUAGAAAUAUACACGCUAACGUGAAGUUCGCAGAAAUCGCACGUCACUAAGGCGAAGGACGCGCUAUAUUGGCCCUUUCUCAUUGGGGGUCUUUAUGUUUGCGAGGUCACAUGUCAGGCCAUGACAGUCAAUCCUACACAUUUUGAACGGGAAUCGAAAGCAUUAUGAGGAAGUGACAGCUACACAGCCACCUUUUUGUUUUUUUUAAUGGCUGUUCAGCACAAGAAAAACUGCACUAACAGCUUUCCAAAGUGGUGUUUUAUACAGUGGUAUUAGUGGUGUUGGACUCUUUAGAGAGAUGCAGUAGUAUAUUUCAUCAACGAACUGCCAGGUUUACAGUUGUUUUUACUUUUACACAAGUCAAGCUGGUGGGAGAAUCAGCUAAACUUCUUGAAGACUGUGUCUCAGUACUGAAUACUUGAUCCCCUGUGAAGAUAUUAUUUUUUGCUUGUGUCAGAAUAACAAAACUGACAUUGAAAAGGGAACCUAACUUUGGCUAAAGAGUCUGCUCCGACUGUCUAGUUCAUAUGCAAUGACAUACACUUUUUUUUUUUUGCUUUUACACAUUUAUGUGAGACUUAUUUGAGAUUUAGAAAUAGGUUUACAGUGAUUGACUUAUGGUAAUCUAAUCUUGCUUUUGGAAUAUGACGGGAGAUUCCAGGAUAGUUAUAUAUUGCAUAACGUUUGAUUUAAUGAAUUGUUUUAAUCGUUCCAAAUUUAACCUGAGAUGAUUUCUUUGUUUUAAUUGGACUUAUAUGUUGUAAUAUUCUGCUUUAGUUGUAAUAUUCUGAGAUGAUUGUUAUGAUUUUUCAUGUUGUAAACUUUGUACAGUUUUUUUGAUAUAUAUUUACUCUUAGUUGGGUUUGCAGCUGUUUUUCUUCUUCAUAGCGUUUCCGUGUGGUUCAUGUAUGCAUUUCCUGAACACCUCUGGAUCAGCUACCAGCACUUUACUCUCUCUGCAAACCACAAGAGAGAGGUGGGGCCUGAGUGGGGAGGGGCUUGUGUAGGAUGUGGCCGGGGACUACAUGUCUUCACAUAUCUGGCCUGCAAAUAUAAGAUCUUAAUAAUUUGAGCAAAACAUCAGUGUAGAGGUUUAAACAGGAUUGACAUUUACUUUCCAUAUGUUUCCUUUUGCAAUUUCUUGAACAUGUAAUUUAUGAUUGUCUGUUCUUGAAUGAAUUUUGGGGAUAUUCUGUUUUCUUGUACAUUUUUGCCAUUUUUAAUUCUCAUGUAAAACUCUGAAAGGGCUGAAAACUGAAUGUAAUCCAUUAUAUCAUCAUUAUUAGAUACUAAUUUUGAGGAAAUAUACGCAUUGCUUAAA